AUGGACCCCUUCGAAUCCGAAUCCGAAUCCGAGGGUCUUGGCUUCCGUGAUUCGGAUACCUCCCGCGACCAAGACUGGUACUUCACGAUGCACUCCGACCCCAAUACCAUGGAUAAGAUCGCCCCGACACUCGAGGAGCUCGAGUCGGCGUUGUUGGGUGUUGUUGUUUACAAACUGUCGUCACAGAAUCCCGCUAAAGACCAGUCAGUUUCGAGUUUGGAGCCAGAAAGAAUCGGUCUCUUGUAG
This is a messenger RNA of Penicillium manginii, 246 nucleotides long. RefSeq lists its product as uncharacterized. The transcript is spliced from 2 exons. The record is from RefSeq and is a predicted model, not a curated record. Bases 1 to 246 code for a protein of 81 amino acids. NCBI's taxonomy places the organism in Eukaryota, Fungi, Ascomycota, Eurotiomycetes, Eurotiales, Aspergillaceae.